ACAAAAAACAAACACAAAACUAACUGUGAUUUUGGCUUUGGGGAAUACCAAAGAGUAUUUGUACGGAGCAACGAAAUCGAACUGUUUUUCCAGUUCUGAGUGAGAGAUAUCUCCACAAAUAUAUUAUCAAAUAAUACAUCUCCUGUCGGGUCGUCGGAUUGUCGGUUUCUCGUUGGGUCGUCGCGAAGCAUAUAGUAAAAACAGAUUCUGCUGCAGCUGCGGAACAAUGCAACAAUGUGAGACGGGACAGCAGCGAGAGACGAAGCAGCAGCAGCAGCAGCGAACCCCAUACACCAGCAGUAGCAGCAACCCCACCAGUCCCCAUCCUCAGCCGCCUAGCGAGGACUGCAACGCCAACGCCAACGCCAGCGACCACGCCUACGCCUACGCAAGCGUUUGCUGAGGCAGCAGCAGCAGCAGCAGCAGCAGCAGAGAGGAGCGGAAAGCGAGGAGGGCAAAGCAAGCUGACAAGAAGAGCGACAGACUGACACGCGGAAGAGUGAGAGUGAGGUUGAGAGCGAGAGUGAGAGUGAGAGUGAGAGAGUCACGGGAGAGAGACACGUCGGGUAGGUAGGCCAAGGCCGAGGCCAUGCCCAGCACAGCCGGCAGCGCUGCUAGCGUCGGAGCUUUGAUCAACAGCGCCGGCAGCAGCGCCAGCGUCAUGGGCAUCGGUGCGGGCGGCGGCAGUGGCGUGGGCACAGGUGUGGCUGCUGCUGCCGCUGCCGAGGUGGGAGCCGGUGCUGCAGCCGCCGCCUCAGCGGGCACCCUGAUAGCGCAGAGCACGGCGGGUACGAGCGCCGCCAGCGGCACGAUCACGUGGGACAACAACGGCACCCUGCGCUCCAUCAAUCCCGGUGACUGGUCCAUCGAGCAGUGCCUCAACUGGCAGCAGCCGCACCACCUCUACUUUCAGCUCGGCUGGGCCUUCCUCUUUCUGGCCUUCCUGGCCCCCCACGGCCCCUUCGGCUCGCUGUGGAUGCGGGCGAUGCUGCUGAUCGGCUGCAUCAUGAUGGGGAUGUACGGCUAUCUGGUGGAGUGCACCCCGGAUGUGGUCCUCUGGUCAGGCCUUGGCAUCGGCGUCAAUUUCAUCUAUCUCAUUGUGGUGCUCUGUCGACUGCGACCCGUGCGCUUUGAGCAGGAAAUUGAGGCGGUAUACAUGGCCCUGUUCCAGCCACUGCAUGUGACGCGACAUCAUUUCAAAAAGGUGCUUAACUGCAUGAAGGUUAUACGUGCCCUGAAGUACCAGGAGGUCUAUGCCCAGGAGAAGGUCACCAAGGUCGAUAGCCUGUCGCUGGUGCUGAGUGGCAAGUUGGUCGUGUCGCAGCAUCAGAGGGCAUUGCAUAUUGUGUUUCCCCAUCAGUUCCUAGACUCGCCGGAAUGGUUUGGCGUAUCGACAGAUGAUUACUUUCAGGUCUCCAUUAUGGCCAUGGAGGAGUCCCGUGUGCUCAUCUGGCAUCGCGACAAGCUCAAAUUGUCAAUUAUGGCCGAGCCCUUCUUGCAGACCGUCUUUGAUCAUAUAUUGGGUCGGGAUGUUGUGAAGAAACUCAUGCAGGUCACACAGGUGAGCGAAUCGAUAGCCAGCAAUGGCUUCCUGCCAUCUGGGGGUUAUGCGGAGGAUGCCGAGGAUAAGCCGAUGCUCAUACUGAAGAAAAGCGUGGAUGUGGGCCAUGGACUGACGGCGCUUAUCAAUCGACAGCUGCAGGAAGAGCAUGUUCCCUUACUUGGUCGCACGUACAAACAACAACUGCAACUGCAACUGCAACAAGAACAACUGCAACUGCAACACCAACUGCAAAUGCAACUGCAACUGCAACAAGAGCCACGAGUGCACGAGUCCUCCUCCACCUCGAACAACAACGAUCAAAGUGCUCUGUAAAAUGAAGGGGGAAAUGAAGAAAUGCUGCUACAACGAUGCCACUCGCAGCUCGCAACUCGCUACUCGCUCCACUUGCCAUACCAACAAAACAGUUCACCUCUGACCCAAAACCAAAACAAAAAAACAGACGACAAUCAACCAAUCACGACACGAUACCUCCACCGCCUCCGCCACCGCAGAAGGUACACACACACACGCAAUCGCUGAGAACAGGAGCCCACCAACAGCAACAGCAGCAGCAGCAACAGCAGCAUUAUCCUCGUCAUCAUCCAGUCCAUCAUUCACUCAUCAAGCCGAUCCGAUCGCAGAGAGAGCCAGCGCCAACUCCAGCGCCUGUUCAUCAUCCAGAAGCAAACAUCGCAUCGCAUCUCAUAGAAUCUAGCACACACACACACACUCCCCCGCCUCCUCCUCUAGCCAGAUCUAAUCACUCUAAUAGCAUUACAAUAUGUACUCUAUAUGUUUUGUAUAACCAAACGAGAAACCCCAAACCCAAAACGAAGAUCCAAACAAACAAGCCAGGCACCAUUCAAAUUUCGCAGACCAAACAAAUCUAACUUGUCACUCUACACUCUCCCGCACUGAUACCCCAAGUACACGCCACAGAAAAUAAUAGGAAAGGAAAGCAAUACAUUUUCCACAGAAGUUGAGGCCCAUCAAUCGACACCGCUAAUGAAAGAUCACAGGGAAGGCAGCGGAGCUAUAAAUUGAAUUGAAUUGAAUCAGCGGAAUUUGUUGAAGUUAAUUCAAAUCCUUGAAUACGACUACUCGUAUGAGUUGUAGUCAAACCAGAUCCACAUCCAGAUACGAACAUGAGAUACUCGACUGAUCAUGAUCAAACAUUCACAUACUUGAUGUUUGAUUUUGAAUAAGUGUACUCUCGCGCGAGUAUAGUAUGUUGUAGUUAAGAUGUUUGUUUGACUCUGAUCAUGAUCAUAGGCUAGUUCUCUGACAUAUGAUCUUGCAGCGUAGCGAGAUCUGAAGUUGAUAGACGUUUGUGACUGAUCUUGAGCACAGAUUCAAAUUAGAUUAAGAUACUUGACUGUAGCUUAAGAGAUUUCUCAUCAAAGAUUAGACUUUUGGUGUAGAUUAUGUUCUGUUUCAUAGAUUGUGUCAGUCGUGGCAAUCGAUAGAUAAUUGUAAUCUGCAGCUGUAUGAAUUUGCAACUUCUUCAAGAUCCUAAAAAGAUAGUGCCACCAGCAGAGACAUCAUUGAUUCGGAUACUCGAAAAAAAAGCAACUGGUUGGAGAACAGCUCUCGACUUCAGCGAUUGAAGAUCGAGCGAAGAUCAAUGUGUGAUGAGUGGUGUUGGGGCGGGGGCGGGGGAAUCGAGUGACAAGUGAUGAUGAUUAAUGAAUGAUAAAUGAUCUUUUAACCCAAAAUGAAAUCUUCAAAAGAUCUGUUCUCUGAAUGAAUUUUUGUUAUCUAAUAUACUUUCUACCCAUUUGUUUGUCAUUAACACAUUUAUAAUAUUAUUGCUAUUAUUUGUUGUUUGUGUUCUCCACAUUUAUGUUGAUUUGCAUACAAAUUGAGCGCGAAAACUAAUUAGAAUUAAUAUUUAAUACUGUGUAAGCAAUACCUAGGCACCUAAGUCUUUGUACAUACAUAACCAUACUUGCAAUAUAGGACAUACACAUACUCUAUAACCAUGCUAUAUAUAUUUAUAUCUGAUCUGCUGUGUAUAAUCGCCCCGCUCCAAUCGCAGGCCCAAGUCCCAUAUCCCCCCACACGAUACCCCAACAAAUAAUUAUUUGUAUAACGAAAGGAAUAAAUGUGAAUGUGUAAACAAGCCAAAAACGAAAGCAAAUAAAAAACUAAAAAUCA
Molecule: messenger RNA, 3700 nt
Organism: Drosophila miranda
Lineage: Eukaryota; Metazoa; Arthropoda; Insecta; Diptera; Drosophilidae
Gene: bves
Product: blood vessel epicardial substance
Exons: 7
Coding region: 590-1876 (428 amino acids)
Cellular component (GO): sarcolemma
Molecular function (GO): cAMP binding
Source: RefSeq, a predicted model, not a curated record